Messenger RNA from Mollisia scopiformis, 447 nucleotides. RefSeq lists its product as uncharacterized. The record is from RefSeq and is a predicted model, not a curated record. The transcript has a single exon. Gene Ontology annotation, cellular component: cytoplasm. NCBI's taxonomy places the organism in Eukaryota, Fungi, Ascomycota, Leotiomycetes, Helotiales, Mollisiaceae. The annotation marks the transcript as partial. Gene Ontology annotation, biological process: protein phosphorylation; signal transduction. Gene Ontology annotation, molecular function: protein kinase activity; ATP binding.
ACCUCACUCGCACUGGCAUAUAUACAUUCGAAGUCUGUUGUUCACGGCGAUAUGAGCUGCCGCAAUAUCCUUGUCUGUCAAGAUUGGAUUGUUAAGAUUGGCGAUUUUGGAGGUUCUAUGAUCGAUGAUGGAGAGUCGUUAGGUAUUGGAGAGGAGAUCCGAUACGAGUUGCCUUUACGUGGUAGGACAUGGGAGGCUCGGCCAUCUAUCAAAAAGGAGCUUUUUCCUUUAGGCAGUGCUCUUUACGAAAUUGCGGCCUGGAAAAUGCCCUUUGACGGAUUGCAGGACGAAGAAGUCGAAAAGAACUACGCAGAGGAGAAGUUCCCUAGUGUUGAGGCGUUAGUACUCGGAGAUAUCAUUCGGCGCUGCUGGGAUGAACAGGUCGAUUCAGCAACAGAUGUACUUAAAUUUAUCGUAUUGUGUAUAUUGGGUAAGAUGGUUGCAUAA